Molecule: messenger RNA, 1719 nt
Organism: Diaporthe batatas
Lineage: Eukaryota; Fungi; Ascomycota; Sordariomycetes; Diaporthales; Diaporthaceae
Exons: 2
Coding region: 1-1719 (572 amino acids)
Biological process (GO): response to hydrogen peroxide; hydrogen peroxide catabolic process
Cellular component (GO): cytoplasm; peroxisome; mitochondrion
Molecular function (GO): heme binding; catalase activity
Source: RefSeq, a predicted model, not a curated record
AUGGCACCAUCAGCAGAUACCAGCUUCGCUGGCCACGUCGCCACCCAGUUCUCUGCAUACGAGAAGGACCGUGGGGUGGCUUCCAAAGACGCCCUUUAUGCCACUUCCAACGGGGCCCCGAUGCCUCAUCCUUACGAGGCUCAGCGAGUCGGUGAGAACGGCCCCCUGUUGCUGCAGGACUUCCAUCUCAUCGACCUGCUCUCCCAUUUUGACCGUGAGAGGAUCCCCGAGAGGGUCGUCCACGCAAAGGGCAGUGGUGCACAUGGAUUCUUCGAGUGCACCAACCCUAUUCCAGGGAUGACUGCAGCCGACAUCUUCUCUGAGAAGGGAAAGAAAUGCCCAAUCACGGUGCGCUUCUCGACCGUCGGUGGAGAGUCUGGCUCUCAUGACUGCGCCCGCGAUCCUAGAGGCUUUUCUGUCAAGUUCCGGACCGAAGAUGGAAACUGGGAUGUUGUUGCGAACAACACGCCGGCCUUCUUCCUGCGAGACCCGGCAAAGUUCCCACACUUUAUCCACACGCAGAAGCGGGAUCCAUCGACUCACCUUACCCAUGCGGACGACUCGACCAUGUUUUGGGAUUACCUAUGCAACAACCCGGAGUCCAUCCAUCAGGUAAUGAUUCUCAUGGGCGACCGCGGUAUUCCUGAUGGCUAUCGCUUCAUGCACGGAUACCUUGGACAUACAGUCAAACUCGUCCCGAAGGACGGACAAUGGGUAUACUGCCAGAUCCACUUCAAGUCCCAGCAGGGAAUCAAGUUCAUCACGCAAGAGGAUUCAGCCUCCAAAUCCCCAGACCACAGCCAGAAAGAUCUCUACGAAGCCAUUUCAAACGGCGACUUCCCCAAGUGGUCCGUCGAGAUCCAAACCAUGACGCCUAAGGAAGCCGAGGAGCUCUGGGAGAAGCAAAAGAUCAACGUCUUCGACCUGACGCACGUCUGGCCGCAGAAGCAGUUUCCACUCACCAAGAUCGGAGAGUUCACGCUCAACGAGAACGCAGUGAACUAUUUUGCAGAGGUCGAACAAGCCGCGUUCAACCCCGCCCACAUGCCACCGGGGAUCGAGCCCAGCGCAGACCCCGUCCUCCAGAGCAGGCUGUUCUCAUACCCCGACACACACCGCCACCGCAUCGGCGUCAACUACCAGCAGCUGCCGGUCAACGCCCCCCGGACGGGCUACAAGUUCGGCAACUUCCAGCGCGACGGGGCCAUGGCCUUCUUCAACCAGGGCGCCAGGCCGAACUACCUGUCCUCUAUCGACCCGAUCAAGUUCCGAGCGCGCACGACCGACCUCGACAAGACGCACAGCCACUUCACGGGCGAGGCAAUCGCCUUCCUGUCGGAGGUCCGGCCCGAGGACUUUGUGGCGCCCCGCGCUCUGUGGCAGAAGGUGUUUGACGAGCCCGCGCGCGAGCGCUUCAUCUCCAACGUCUCCGGUAAGAUGGAAGCCUGCAGGGAGAAGGAGUUCAUCAGGCGGCAGAUUGCCAUCUUCCGCGAGGUCGACGAUGACAUUGCCACGCGCCUGGAGAAGGCGACUGGUAUCAAGGGGUAUGAUGGUAUUGCGGGUCUGAGCUUUAAUGGUACGCAUAAUGGGAUGACUUCCGAUAAGAAGAAUAAGUUUGCGAAUGGCCUAGAUGUCACCAAGGGGCAGAGUGUAACUGUGAGCAACGGUGCGCCUCGCGCUGGUACACACCGGGUGGAGAAUGGUGCAAAUGGGCAUUGA